UUUGUGUUCACGGUAUCACAGUUGAACGAAAAAUAAAAUACUGACUAGGGUUUUUGAACUGAUAAUGGAAAUUCUAUUGAGGUUGCCGGUGAAGACUGUAUUACGUUGCAGGUGCGUCUGUAAGUCAUGGCUUUCUCUUAUCUCUGAUCCCAAUUUCGCAACUUCACAUUUUCAAUUUGCCCUCUCACCGCCUACCCAUAAACUUGUGUUCCUGGAAAAAUUUCCUGAUGCUCCUGAAAUCAUAUCCAUAAAUUUUGAUGCAUCACUUAACGAUGAUUCAUCAUAUUCUUCUUUAAGCCUUGAUUUUUUUAGUUUCCAAUCUUGUUGUGAAAUUAUUGGUUCUUGUAGAGGCUUUCUGUUUUUGCACUGUAACAUAUACUUCUACCUAUGGAAUCCAUCCACGGGUGUGAACAAAAACAUACCUGCUUCACCUAUAACUAUUUACUCCAAUGAUCAUCUUUUCAUCACGCAUUUAUAUGGCUUCGGAUACGACCCAUCAACAGAUGAUUACUUAGUAGUUUUUGGGUUCUACGAAUAUCAUGAUCCGGCUGACAGUUCUAUUGACUUAGCGAUUUUCUCAUUGAGAGCUAAUAAGUGGAAGCAAAUUGAGUCUGGUUCUCAUUUUCCUUAUAAGAUUUUUCCUAAAGGUGGAUAUGAUCCUAGAGCAGGGUUGCUCUUGAAUGAGACUAUCCAUUGGUUGGUUUAUAAUUGCGAGACUUCAAGGUAUGCUAUUAUUGCCUUUGAUUUAAAGGAAACCAGAAUGUCAGAGAUAGCUCUGCCGGAUGAAUUUAUUUUCAGUCUUACUAACACUUCUUUCAUAGAGUAUGAUUUGUUGGUACUUGGAGGACUUAUUAGUGUGUGGAAUGUGGAGAAGUACACAAUUGAGAUAUGGGUCAUGCAAGAAUACAAAGUGCAUUCAUCUUGGACUAAGACCCUUAAUUUUUCUUUUUUUCCUGCUCCUGAUUUUUCGCCAUUAUGCUUUACAAAGUGUGGCGAUAUAGUUGGAACAGUUCGUGGUGGUGGAUUAGUCAAGCUAAAUGACAAAGGAUUGCUGCUAGAGCAUCACGCUUAUGGUAACUAUUACUUCAACAGAUCCCAAAUGACUUUAUAUACAGAGUCUCUGCUUUCACUCCCUAGUGGCACUUGAUAACAAACAAGAAUAUUAUUAUGAAAUAUUUGCAUUCGUCAUUUUUUUGAUGAUAUUUAUAUCAUGUAUUAUCAACUCUUGGUAUCACAAAGCAGGAGAAGUGAUAGGCAGAAUAGUGAAACUGCAUGAAGACAUAACAUGAUUGUGAGUAGAGUUGGUACAUGAACUUCAUCAUCUUUAUGUUAUUUCAUCAUUAUGUUCUCUCUUUUUGCAUAAUUUAAUCUUAGCAAUUUGUUUACUUCCAUUGUUCCCCCAUAAUAAUGAGUUUCCUUCCAUUC
Molecule: messenger RNA, 1425 nt
Organism: Vicia villosa (hairy vetch)
Lineage: Eukaryota; Viridiplantae; Streptophyta; Magnoliopsida; Fabales; Fabaceae
Product: F-box/kelch-repeat protein At3g23880-like
Exons: 2
Coding region: 65-1147 (360 amino acids)
Molecular function (GO): protein binding
Source: RefSeq, a predicted model, not a curated record